AUGUCUCAAUUAUCAAAUUGCGCUUGUUAUGCUUUGUUCUUUAUGACUUCUUUGUUCAAGUCAAUGUUUUUCACUUCAACAGAGACGAAUUUUCAGAGCAAAGCACGCAAUCAUCAAAAUGAACAACUAUCAUUAAAAAUUCAGAAGUGCUCAUUUCAACCAGAAACAACAGAGGAAAAAAGUUCUCUUACUCCUUUCGUGUUUUCUUUCACAGCAAAUAAAACUUUGCUUUCCCACAGAAUCAUUCAAACUGUAAUGAAAUGUUUUCCCUCUUGUUUUCACAGCCUUCCCCUGACUCAACAUAUAUUCAAACAUAUUUCAUCAUGGUUCUAUUUACAUUUAUCUAGUAGUCUCUCGUUGUUCUUCUUUCAUUGUCAUUCUUUCGCAAUGCCUCAAGUGAACAUGACGCUUCAUAUGACUGAUAGAUUAAAACUAAACUGCCCUUUACAUAAAACUGGGAUUUUGUGCCACUUCUCCUUUUUAUUUUUAUUACAAUGGGAUUUAUGA
Clunio marinus is the source of this 507-nucleotide messenger RNA. NCBI's taxonomy places the organism in Eukaryota, Metazoa, Arthropoda, Insecta, Diptera, Chironomidae. The record is from the annotation of a GenBank genome assembly.